This is a messenger RNA of Vigna umbellata (rice bean), 745 nucleotides long. NCBI's taxonomy places the organism in Eukaryota, Viridiplantae, Streptophyta, Magnoliopsida, Fabales, Fabaceae. The record is from RefSeq and is a predicted model, not a curated record.
UUCUCUUUUCUGUAAUGGAAAUUAAAAAUAGCUUCAAUAAAGCACACAUCAAUGGAAGACAAAAGAAGAAUCUUUUGCAUGUAAUAUAUAGCCAACAAACAGUUCAAGGACAUGUGAACCCCCUAAUGCAGUUUUCUCUUCUUUUGGCCAAACAUGGUUGCAAGGUCACUUUUGUCCACACAGAGUUCAGCCACAGACGAGCCAAUACAGCAGGUGGUGACAACAUGGAGGAGGCACUGGUAGAGGUGGUGACUCUCCCUGAUGGUUUGGACCCUCAGGAUGACAGAAGCGAUGUGGCCAAACUUUUUGUUUCAAUGAAAACCAUCAUGCCUGCUCUGCUUCCAAAGCUCAUACAAGACAUUGAUGCCUCCGAUGUUGAGAACAAGAUAACAUGUAUAAUUGUUACCAUAAAUAUGGGUUGGGCUUUGGAAGUAGGAAAUAAAAUGGGAAUCAAAGGGGCUCUUCUCAGUCCACCAUCUGCAACUUCCUUGGCUUUUGCUGCCUGCAUCCCAAACCUUAUUCAAGAUGGCAUUAUUGAUUCUCAUGGACUUCCCACCGAAAACCAAGAAAUUCAACUCUCUUCGAAUAUGCCCAUGAUGGACACUGCAUACUUUCCAUGGCGUGGCUUUAAUAAGAUCUUCUUUGAGCAUUUUAUGCAAGAGAUGCAAACUUUGAAGUUAGGAGAGUGGUGGCUUUGCAACACUACCUAUGAUCUUGAACCGGCAGCAUUUUCCAUAUCACCGAA